Molecule: messenger RNA, 1603 nt
Organism: Acinonyx jubatus (cheetah)
Lineage: Eukaryota; Metazoa; Chordata; Mammalia; Carnivora; Felidae
Gene: GPR87
Product: G protein-coupled receptor 87
Exons: 3
Coding region: 451-1527 (358 amino acids)
Biological process (GO): G protein-coupled receptor signaling pathway
Cellular component (GO): membrane
Molecular function (GO): G protein-coupled purinergic nucleotide receptor activity
Source: RefSeq, a predicted model, not a curated record
UUCAGGUGAAUCACCUUCUGAUUCCUGCAGGUUCAGGAAAUGCUCUUCCGCAGUCAACAGAUCUCACCUACUCUCAGAUGUGAGUCACUUACUUUAGCGAGAGAGCAAGUUGCUCCAGUUGUUCCAAGCAGGACAAUCUGAAAGGGUGCCUCAGAGGACACUCUCAAGGAGGGUAGGGGAGAACCCACCUUCUCUGACAGGGAGAAAAAUGCUUAUUUUUCAUGCUGUACCAGAAAACCCACCUCUCUGUUAACCAUAGUUUCAAGGCUUAUUCUUAAUUAGAGUUGAGAAGCUUGUUCCAACUCGAAGACACCGUAUCAGGUGAAUGGACACCCAGACACCGCAAUGAAAGGACUCAAACCAGGGAUAGCCUAUGCCGAACCCUCCCCGCAGUCAUCCCCGAGUGUUUCCUGACACGUAUUUUUGCUUACAGUCCAUCACAACUGAAGAAUGGGGCUCAACUUGACACUUGCAAAAUUACCAGAUAAUGACCUGAACAGCCAAGGGAGUCACGCACCAAGUAACAUGAGCGAUGGACCCGGAAGGAACAUCACAGUUCACAACGAAUUUGACACUAUUGUCUUGCCUGUGCUUUACCUCAUUAUAUUUGUGGCAAGCAUCUUGCUGAAUGGUCUAGCAGUGUGGAUCUUCUUCCACAUUAGGAAUAAAACCAGCUUCAUAUUUUAUCUAAAAAACAUAGUGGUUGCUGACCUCAUAAUGACACUGACAUUUCCAUUUCGAAUAGUGCAUGAUGCAGGAUUUGGACCUUGGUACUUCAAGUUUAUCCUCUGCAGAUACACUUCAGUUUUAUUUUAUGCGAACAUGUAUACUUCCAUCGUAUUUCUUGGGCUGAUAAGCAUUGAUCGCUAUCUGAAGGUGGUGAAGCCAUUUGGGGACUCUCGAAUGUAUAGCAUAACCUUUACUAAGGUUUUAUCUAUUUGUGUUUGGGUUAUCAUGGCUGUUCUGUCCUUGCCAAACAUCAUUCUAACAAAUGGCCAACUAACCAAGGAAAAUGUUCAUGACUGCAUGAAACUUAAAAGUCCCUUGGGAGUCAAAUGGCAUGAAGCAGUCAUUUAUGUCAACAGCUGCUUAUUUGUGGCUGUGCUGGUGAUUCUAAUCGGAUGUUACAUAGCCAUAUCCAGGUACAUCCAUAAAUCCAGCAAGCAAUUCAUAAGCCAGUCAAGCCGAAAGCGGAAACAUAACCAGAGCAUAAGGGUGGUUGUGGCAGUGUUCUUCACCUGCUUUCUACCCUAUCACUUGUGCAGAAUUCCUUUUACUUUCAGUCACUUAGACAGACUUUUAGAUGAAUCUGCACACAAAAUUCUGUAUUACUGCAAAGAAAUGACACUUUUCCUAUCUGCGUGCAAUGUGUGCCUAGAUCCAAUCAUUUACUUUUUCAUGUGUAGGUCAUUUUCAAGAAGGCUAUUCAAAAAAUCCAACAUCAGAACCAGAAGCGAAAGCAUCAGGUCACUGCAAAGUGUCAGAAGAUCAGAAGUCCGCAUAUAUUAUGAUUACACAGAUGUGUAGGAGUUAAGGGGUCAGGAGGCCUACUCUUGUUUGCAGUCAAAGUGUACAGAGUGUAAAUAAAUGUUUCUUUUGAUUA